This is a messenger RNA of Sorex fumeus (smoky shrew), 2879 nucleotides long. It is a transcript of the gene TFCP2, whose product is annotated as transcription factor CP2. The record is from RefSeq and is a predicted model, not a curated record. The transcript is spliced from 15 exons. Gene Ontology annotation, cellular component: nucleus. NCBI's taxonomy places the organism in Eukaryota, Metazoa, Chordata, Mammalia, Eulipotyphla, Soricidae. The coding region runs from base 26 to 1516 and encodes 496 amino acids. Gene Ontology annotation, molecular function: RNA polymerase II cis-regulatory region sequence-specific DNA binding; DNA-binding transcription activator activity, RNA polymerase II-specific. Gene Ontology annotation, biological process: positive regulation of transcription by RNA polymerase II.
CUCCCGGGCCGCGCAAGGAGCCAGGAUGGCCUGGGCGCUGAAGCUGCCGCUGGCCGACGAAGUGAUCGAAUCCGGACUCGUGCAGGACUUUGAUGCCAGCCUGUCCGGAAUCGGCCAGGAGCUGGGUGCCGGCGCCUACAGCAUGAGCGAUGUCCUUGCACUGCCCAUUUUUAAGCAAGAAGAGUCCAGUUUGCCUCCUGACAAUGAGAAUAAAAUCCUGCCUUUUCAGUACGUGCUUUGUGCCGCCACGUCCCCGGCGGUGAAGCUCCACGACGAAACCCUGACGUAUCUGAACCAAGGGCAGUCUUAUGAAAUUCGAAUGCUAGACAAUAGGAAACUUGGAGAGCUUCCAGAAAUUAAUGGCAAGUUAGUAAAGAGUAUAUUUCGUGUAGUGUUCCAUGACAGGCGUCUGCAGUACACUGAACAUCAACAGCUGGAGGGCUGGAGGUGGAACCGGCCUGGAGAUAGAAUUCUCGACAUAGAUAUCCCAAUGUCUGUGGGUAUAAUUGAUCCUAGGGCCAAUCCAACCCAGCUCAACACGGUGGAGUUCCUAUGGGACCCUGCGAAGAGGACCUCUGUAUUUAUUCAGGUGCACUGUAUCAGCACAGAGUUCACCAUGAGAAAACACGGUGGAGAAAAGGGGGUGCCGUUCCGAGUACAGAUUGAUACCUUCAAGGAGAAUGAGAAUGGAGAAUAUACUGAGCACUUGCACUCAGCCAGCUGCCAGAUCAAAGUCUUCAAGCCUAAAGGUGCAGACAGAAAACAAAAAACAGACAGAGAGAAAAUGGAGAAACGAACACCUCACGAAAAGGAGAAAUACCAGCCUUCAUAUGAGACGACUAUUCUCACAGAGUGUUCUCCGUGGCCUGAGAUCACGUAUGUCAAUAAUUCCCCCUCACCUGGCUUCAGCAGUUCCCACAGCAGCUUUUCUCUCGGGGAAGGAAAUGGUUCACCAAGCCACCAGCCAGAGCCGCCCCCACCAGUCACAGAUAAUCUCUUGCCAACAACCACACCUCAGGAAGCUCAGCAGUGGCUACAUCGAAACCGUUUUUCCACUUUCACAAGGCUAUUCACAAACUUCUCAGGAGCAGAUUUACUGAAACUAACUCGAGAUGAUGUGAUCCAGAUUUGUGGUCCAGCGGAUGGAAUCAGGCUCUUUAAUGCAUUAAAAGGCCGGAUGGUGCGCCCGAGGCUGACCAUAUACGUUUGUCAGGAGUCCUUGCAGUUGAGGGAGCAGCAGCAACAGAAGCAUGAGGAUGGAGACUCAAAUGGUACUUUCUUCGUGUACCAUGCCAUCUAUCUCGAAGAACUGACUGCUGUUGAACUGACAGAAAAAAUUGCUCAGCUCUUCAGUAUUUCCCCUCGUCAGAUCAGCCAGAUCUACAAGCAGGGGCCGACAGGGAUCCACGUGCUCAUUAGUGAUGAGAUGAUACAGAACUUUCAGGAAGAAGCCUGUUUUAUUCUGGACACAAUGAAAGCAGAAACCAAUGAUAGCUAUCAUAUCAUACUGAAGUAGGUGUGGGACAUUCCAGCCUCAGACUGUUGCUUCCUUCACCUUUUGGAAACGUCCCUUGAAGGGGCUCAGAAGUAGAGACUUGAAGGUCUGCAGGAACCUGACUCAUCUGAUUGUGUGUGGGGAGUCGAGAUGUUGGCGACAGAGUCCAACCAUCUGUGUGGAUGCAGCCCGGGGCACACACAGGUCACUGCCCAACUGGCAUGUCAGCAGCUGUUUCUUAGUUAAAAUUACUGGACCCUGACAUUGAAAAUCUUUAGAAACACCGCAUUAUUUAGGGUGUAUGUAGGACAUAAUGAUGAGAGUUGUGUGGUGUUUAAUGGAAAGACGUUACAUUUUUUUUUGUGAUAUAGAGCCAUAUGUUUUUUUCUAAUAUAAAAGUGAAUAUCUAUAUUCCUAAGACUAGAUCCUCCAUAUCUUUUGCAUCAACAAUACUGGCAUUUUGCCAUAAUUGGGCCCUGAAAAUUCCUUCAAAGAAGAGAAAUACAGUUUUUUUUUUAUUUCCCUUUAGCUUUAUGACUAAUUGUAAUUUUAGCUAACAUUUAUUGAGCAUUUUCUUGUACCAGGCAGUGUGAAAAAUCUUUCAGUGGAUUAUCUUAUUUUAAUCCUUGUAAUAAUUCUGUAUGUAGUAGAUAAUAAUAAUCCCACUUGAAGAUGAGGAAAUGGAGACACACGAUGGCUCCGUGGCUUGUUGACAGGCAGAUGGGAAGUGAAGCUGAAAUCCAAACCCAGGUACCUGGUACUGGUCAAGUGCUGCCCUGUCUUGCCAGCCUCGGCUCUUAACGGUGAAUCAGAUGUAACACUGAGAAAUCAGUGUUACACUGAGAAAUCAGCCACUGAAGAGGGACAAACCACCCCCAAAUUAUGACAGAUAAAUCAGGGCCUACCAAAAAUGAACCCACAGCUCCUUGUUAAGUAUCAACACUUACCAGAUUUAUAGAAUUUUUAAGGUGGUGAAAAACUAGGGAUUAUCUAUAGUGCCCUAAAUUCACUCUAAUUGAAUGACCGCUCAGACUAUGAAUGAAAUGUCCUCUCCCUUCUCCACGUUUCUGUCUGCCUUUUCUCUUGAUAUUGAAGUUCUUUUACUCGUACAGUGUUCUCUUUUAUAACCUUUGCAAGAAAUUCAUUCCGAGCCCAUUCACUCUUCUGACAUUGGGUAUUUGUGUGUAAAACUUUUUUUUUUUCCACAUGUAAAGUUGUAUCCAGAAAUCCCUUUACAUGUUAUGUUGAAGUGAAAAAAAGGAUAAAUGUUCAAGAUUCUGUAUUGAGUUUGGACCUGUGUGUAUGUGUGUUUUAAUGCAUUUGAUAACGUUUUAAAUGUUUUUAUACAGAGGUUUUUGUUCAUUAAAAUAAACCUGCAACAUGG